This is a messenger RNA of Toxotes jaculatrix (banded archerfish), 2322 nucleotides long. It is a transcript of the gene fblim1, whose product is annotated as filamin binding LIM protein 1. The record is from RefSeq and is a predicted model, not a curated record. Gene Ontology annotation, cellular component: stress fiber; focal adhesion. Gene Ontology annotation, molecular function: filamin binding. Bases 183 to 1376 code for a protein of 397 amino acids. NCBI's taxonomy places the organism in Eukaryota, Metazoa, Chordata, Actinopteri, Toxotidae. Gene Ontology annotation, biological process: cell-cell adhesion. The transcript is spliced from 8 exons.
GAGUGGCCUUCUGCAGAUAGUCGCCCUCUCUGCCGGAGUAAAGUCUUCUCACUGUGGCAGCUUAUAGGAGGGAAAACAAACCAAAAGUUUUGAGAUACAGAACAGGGAAGGAGAUAGAAGAGAAGAGGGGGCCGUUUUCAAACCAUAUUCUCUCCCAGGCUGUAUGUGGGUUGUACACAGUCAUGGCAUCAGCAGCUCCACCAAAAAGGAUGGUGUCCUCUGUCUUUAUCACCCUGGCAUCCCCUUACCGAGCCACUGUGACACAGCAGCAGCCCGCCCUCCAAGCUCACAGUGCCCCUGCUAGAGACAAGCAGCACACAGCUGUACGAGUCAGCCCAACUGACAGCAUCCCCGCCCCCAGACGUAGGAAGGAGGACCACUCACCGUCUGAGUCUUACGGCAGCAUUGACAGCAAAGAUAGAACAUAUGCAGGGGCCUCGGCUCGAGCUCCAGACCUUCAGAGUCCCAAACCUGCCCUACCUGGACCCAGCAGAGGAAAGCUGCAAGAAGAUGAAAGAGGUGCCGCAGAUCUCUUCCCUCCUCCACCUCCUCCUCCCCCUCCUGCUGCUGCUGCUUCUGCACUGCCUUCAUCUCCAGGAGCAGCGCUCCCUAAAGAAUCACCAUUUCAACCACCUCCUCCCGCCCAGACACCUCUCUCACACCCUCUGACCCCAGGCCAGCAGCCAGUUUACAACAGAGAGGUGGAAACAAGCACACCAUCUAGUGGGUUAAAUCGAGAUGAACAAUCCCAUGGGACCCAUAAAAACGGCCAAGACACAAGCAUGGAGAGUAAAGAGGUGUGUGGCUUCUGUCGGAAACCCAUGGCCCUUUCUGAACCUGCGAUAGAGGCCUUAAACAGAACUUACCAUGACAGUUGCUUCCAGUGUAGAUCUUGUCACAUUCCCCUGGCUGGCAAACAGUACUACAACAAGGCAGGAAUCCCACUCUGUGAAGACUGCUACCAGGCCAGUCUCGAACUUUGUUGGGCAUGUGGAGAGGUUAUCACAGACCAUGUGAUCCGUGCACUGGAGCGAGCAUACCAUCCUCCUUGUUUCAUCUGUACAACGUGUAAAAAACAAAUUGGAGAGCAAGCUUUUGCUCAGGGAGAAGUUGGAGAAGUGUAUUGCCUCCAGGACUACUACAGGAAGUAUGCUCCAAAGUGUAACGCCUGUAACCAGCUAAUUAUUCCAAAAGAGGAUGGUACUGACAGCUACACUGUUGAAUGUCUGGGACGCUCCUACCAUGAGAACUGCUACAGAUGUGAGAUCUGUGUCAUCCAGCUCUCUCCUGAUCCGAAUGAGCACGGCUGCUAUCCUUUGGAUGGAAGGAUGCUUUGCAAAGCUUGCCACUUGAACCUGGUCUCUGGUCCCCACUAACACUGGCCUUGUUGUCCACGAUAAACUGCAACCGAUGGAAAAGUGCCACAAGUCCAGGUUUAAAGAGACGGGAGAUUGUGCAUGUGCAUUUAAGACUCUAGCAUACGAAUGUUACACAUCUUUUUUUCCAAUAGAGCAUUAUGGUUAUUUUCAUAAUAUAUCAUGCUUUCUCAAGAUUCUCUUAUUCCUCUUUUGUACUUGAUAAUUUUGCACUCAAUAAACUCUACAAAAUGCACCAAAUAUAUUUAUGCAACAGACUUACUGCAAGGAUUUUUUUUUUAUUAUUUUUGUAAGUCUUAAUCAGUAUACUGUUUCUCAAUCACAUUAACCCUUUCUAUGAAAAAAUAAAAACUGUUAAAAAAAACAUUUAUAUAAAAGUAAACUAAUAUAUUUUAUCUCGAGGCAGGCUUCAACAUACAUAGUGUUUGUUAAAUUACACAUACAAUAUCAGUAAGCAUUAAAAUAUGGAAAAAACGAGGUGUCAGUGGCAUGACAGACCAUAAAUGCAAAACAUAAUCACGAAUACAGAGAAUACUAUGGGCGGCUGCCUGAGUUAAUUUUAUGAUGGGCUGAAUGUGGUCACUCUUCAAACAGGAUUGGUUUACUCACCUGUUCAGGUUAAGCAGGUAAAAAAAACAAAAACCUAGAGGCAACAGAUUAAAUGCAGCAUCUAUACCGCACAACACAAAUUUAUAAACUAAUGUAUAAAUACAUUAACUGAUUCUCAAGUACUCAUUAUGGACCAAAACUCGAAGGUGUUUUUGAUCUUCACUAGACCACAGGGGCUGUAUUUUGCUAAAACUAUUCACAUUAAUUUGACAUUACAAUAUUAAAGUCUCAUUUGGAUCCCAGCUGAAUUAUUUGGUUCUUUGUUAUGUAUCUCAAAAUUACUUGUUCUGUGGAAUUAUAUUUCUGUGUAUUAAAAACAUUUAUUAAAACAAUUAUU